CAACAACACUAGAUUAUAGAGAAUUCCACAGAAAAUACAAAAAUAUUUCAUAAUUUGGUGUCACGCGUAUAACGAUUGCAUAAUUGAAUUUGAAAGCUGGAAGAUACGAUAAAGACGGAGACGCCAAGAUCCAUGAGUAUAAAUGACACGUUGGAGCUGACACCAUCUCUAUAUCUCAUACUCACAUAGUCACAUCUCUAUAAAUAGAGAGAGAGACAUGAGAGUACGUAGUUACAGCUGCUCCACACUAAAAGACACUUUUGAAAAGCAAAGAGUUCUUUGAGUUUCGUCUUCUAUUUCCAACGCCUUUCUUACUUCUAAAGUGGCCAGAUUGGAAUCAGAAACAAGAGCCUCCUCCUUCAUUUACACAGGUAUUAGGUUGGUGGUAUAAAGAUGGUGAUGAAGAGUGUGGAUCUACGAUCAGACACCGUGACAAGGCCGACUUCUGCGAUGCGGGAAGCGAUGGCUAGUGCAGAGGUCGACGAUGAUGUUCUCGGCUACGACCCAACCGCUCGACGUCUAGAAGAGGAGAUGGCUAAGAUGAUGGGGAAAGAGGCGGCUCUGUUCGUGCCGUCUGGUACGAUGGGGAACCUUAUAUGCGUGAUGGUUCACUGCGACGUAAGAGGCAGCGAGGUGAUUCUUGGCGACACCUGCCACAUCCAUGUCUACGAGAAUGGAGGGAUAUCGACAAUCGGAGGCGUGCAUCCCAAGACAAUCAGGAACGAAGAAGACGGGACGAUGGACUUGGCGGCCAUAGAAGCAGCCAUUAGAGACCCUAAAGGAAGCACGUUUUAUCCAUCGACAAGGUUGAUUUGCUUGGAGAACACACACGCCAACUCUGGCGGGAGAUGUUUGAGCGCGGAAUACACAGAUUCUGUCGGUGAGAUUGCGAGGAGACAUGGAAUUAAGCUUCAUAUCGAUGGAGCUCGCCUUUUUAAUGCUUCCAUUGCACUUGGAGUUCCAGUCCAUAGGCUUGUAAAGGCUGCUGACUCUGUUUCGGUGUGCCUCUCUAAAGGUCUUGGAGCUCCGAUAGGAUCUGUAAUCGUUGGCUCACAGAGUUUCGUAGAAAAGGCGAAAACGUUAAGGAAAACAUUAGGUGGAGGAAUGAGACAGAUAGGCGUUCUGUGCGCAGCCGCUUUGGUCGCACUGCAAGAGAAUCUCCCUAAGCUACAAUUUGACCACAAGAAGGCCAAGUUGUUAGCUGAAGGGUUGAAUAAAAUGAAAGGGAUUAGAGUAAACGUUGCAGCCGUGGAGACCAACAUGAUUUUCAUGGAUAUGGAGGAUGGAUCAAAACUCACCGCUGAGAAACUACGCAAGAGUCUAACGGAGUAUGGCAUUCUCGUCAUCCCGGAAAACUCAUCCCGGAUCAGAAUGGUUAUACACCACCACAUAACAGCAAGUGAUGUGCAUUACACAUUGUCUUGCUUACAACAAGCUGUGCAAACAAUCCAGGAACCAAGCCGAAACUAAAUUGGCCAAACCUGAAUUGCGUUUUCUCCUUUUUUUUUUUUUUUUUUUUUUUAUAAAUAUUGUUCGUCUAUGUAAUUUUAAAUUAUAAUCAUAAGGAUCUCAAUGGAUUUGCCGCACUCGUUUCAUCCAUUUUAUCAUCGUUUCUUGUUUUACAUCUUACACAUAACAUAAGCCAUGGUAUGAAAAUGAUUGAGAAAAGGCGGAUAUGAGUGGAAUGGAUUUAACUCUCGCUGUCACAAGAAAAGUAAUUAGUCUACUUGUGGUGCAGUAAAAAAACUGCACUUAAAAAAUUAAAAGUAUCCAGAUGCUCAAGUGAGAGAUGAAACAAAACAUCCAAAGUUCUCAUUAAGAGGGCGU
Molecule: messenger RNA, 1827 nt
Organism: Thlaspi arvense
Lineage: Eukaryota; Viridiplantae; Streptophyta; Magnoliopsida; Brassicales; Brassicaceae
Source: the annotation of a GenBank genome assembly